This is a messenger RNA of Hemiscyllium ocellatum (epaulette shark), 2765 nucleotides long. It is a transcript of the gene pigp, whose product is annotated as phosphatidylinositol glycan anchor biosynthesis, class P. Gene Ontology annotation, molecular function: phosphatidylinositol N-acetylglucosaminyltransferase activity. The coding region runs from base 110 to 592 and encodes 160 amino acids. The record is from RefSeq and is a predicted model, not a curated record. The transcript is spliced from 5 exons. Gene Ontology annotation, biological process: GPI anchor biosynthetic process. Lineage: Eukaryota; Metazoa; Chordata; Chondrichthyes; Orectolobiformes; Hemiscylliidae.
GAUGCUGAUGGCAGAGGUUUUAUUAAAAAAAAUUUGAGAUUUCUUCCAAUUACAAACUCGCGGCCUGGCCUUUUACGGCACUGAACAGGAGUGUUUGUAGAAAUGAACAAUGGUGGUAAACUCCCCUUCACCAUUACCUGAAAGGGCAAUUUAUGGAUUUGUCUUGUUCCUCGCCUCAAAGUUUGCAUUCAUUCUGUAUUUAGUAUGGGCUUACGUUCCAGAACCUUGGCUACAUUCAGUGGGUCUCACUUACUGGCCGCAGAAGUACUGGGCUGUGGCCCUACCCAUUUAUGUCCUGGUUGUGAUAGUGAUUGCAUACAUUCUACUCUGUGGAAUUAACGUGAUGAGCACGGCUCCACUGGAUUCAGUAGAUACUGUGACAGACAGUUAUGCAAAAAGUCAACAGAGCAAACCGUACGUUGAAGGAGCAAUCCCAGGCCUUCAAGAUGUUUCCAUCAGUGAAGUGAAUCGAAUGUUCUUCCUUUCCUCAUCUCACGAGUCAGCGGGUGACCAUCCACAUGUAUGGCGUACAUGUGCUGCUAGGAAUAUAGAUUCAUUUACUGAGAACUGUAGUGACACUUCUGACCACUAAUUAAUGUGUAUUUAUAAUGCUUCGGCUUAUCCAAAAAUACGGUUCAAGAUAUGUUCUGAUUCUUUGCUCAUUUAUAGUUCUGUGAAUUAAAAUUUUCAUAAUUCUAGAACAUCAUACUUUUGCUUCCAAACACAUUUUAUACUAUACUAUAUGAAAUUGGACCAUACAAAUCACGAAGACCUAAGGCUAAGUCCAUAUUUGUGUUGAAUUAACUGGGAGUAAGGAGUCUCCAAUUGGCAACAACGUCAUUUGAGCUAGGAUAGAAGGAAGAUUGAGAUUUAUGAAGCUCGAAAAAUAAACUCAUCAUCUCAUUUGGAUCAUCCAGACACAAAAUUUCACAUUCUACAUGCUUGGGUGCAAUCUGGCGGUGUGAAGGCUUGUGGAUAUCGUGUGUGCGUGGGUAUUUCUGGAUUUUAACUAAAACCCGGGCAGUUGAUGCGUUUUCCACAGUGGUUCAUUUGACACAUCUUGUCCGGCAAGAACUUUCUGAACAUUAGAAGAUUGGCUUCUGGUUUAUUUCGAAUUGAAUGGGAAGGAUCCUGAGUUCUAGUGACUGGUUUCUCUCUACAGAUUUUGUUGGUGAACUAGACUGUUUGAUCAGACAUUGGUCAAGUAAUGCAGACCUGCCUCUUUUAGGUAAUUCAUUUCCAAGUUUGCUACUUCGUUCUGAACUUCCAUUGCCAGGCACAUCAUGAUUGAGACCCUGCUCAUUGAUUUAUGAUUAGACAAAUGAGGAGCAUGGGUUUUAGCCUAUGCAGAUACCAGAAGGCCCUGACAAGUAAUAUGGUGAACAGUACAAAUCACUUGAAAAUUCAUGAGCAUUGCCUGGUUACACCAUAGUCUCACCACACCCCAUCGAGUAAUGGUUCUAAUAAUUGAAGGGACAGAAUGUCAGCAAUUUUUUUGCUUGUCUGUAACCCAAUAAUUAGCAAAAUCUAGGCAAGCAUAUAUCGGUAUGUAUGCAUUUUUUUGUUCUUGUGAGAUACAAUUGUUCCAAAUUUGAGUUUAUGUAGUAGCUGUAUUAGAGAAAUCUCCAUUUUGCAUGCUGCCAGGAUAAAAAGCAGAGCAGUUGCUUUGUCCAAGGCCUAUUCAUUUAUAGCACAACCCAGGUUUUUGUGAGGGCUUUUUUUAAAAAGAAAAUGCCAUGUUUGUCCUUAGGUGUUCUCUCUCCUUCCAGGAUAAUUUUGAUGUAUAAGGGGACCUGGAACCCACAUUCUUCUCCUUUCUUGUUUAAGGUUUAUCUUUAGCUUAAUCCUGCAUCUUGAACUCGGGAUUACUUGAAUUGGAUGCCUGGACGUUCAGUUAUGAAAGACGGCUACUCCUAAAAAUGCUAUGUCACAAGGUUAAUCCAUUGGAGAUUUGGUGUCAUUGGAAAAAGAUCAAAGCAUCCUUAUUUCUCCAAAUUAAGCCCUGGUUGAAGUUGGAUUCACCACUUUCCAAGCAUUGAUAUGAACCAUAUGAACUGGUCUGCUUAUUGUACAUGGAUUAGUGGUGCUGGAAGAGCACAGCAGUUCAGGCAGCAUCCAAAGACCAGCGAAAUUGAGUUUCAGGCAAAAGCCCUUCAUCAACCACACCGCCCCGUGGCCUAACAUUUCAACUCCCCUUUCCACUCUGCCGAGGAUAUGGAGGUCCUGGGACUCUUUCACCGCCGCUCGCUCACCACCAGACGCCUGGAGGAAGAACGCCUCAUCUUCCGCCUUGGAACACUUCAACCCCAGGGCAUCAAUGUGGACUUCAACAGUUUCCUCAUUUCCCCUUCCCCCACCUCACCCUAGUUCCAAACUUCCAGCUCAGCACUGUCCCCAUGACUUGUCUAGACUUGUCCUACCUGCCUAUCUCCUUUUCCACCUAUCCACUCCACCCUCUCCUCCCUGACCUAUCACCUUCAUCCCCUCCCCCACUCACCCAUUGUACUUUAUGCUACUUUCUCCACCCUCCUCGAGCUUAUAUCUCCACGCUUCAGGCUCACUGCCUUUAUUCCUAAUGAAGGGCUUUUGCCCAAAACGUUGAUUUCGCUGCUUGUUGGAUGCUGCCUGAACUGCUGUGCUCUUCCAGCACCACUGAUCCAGAAUCUGGUUUCCAGCAUCUGCAGUCAUUGUUUUUACCUGCUUAUUGUACAGUCAGCAAUUUUGACAUUUUCCCAUGAGCCAUAUAAAUGGUACGUUUGUGGAAA